Molecule: messenger RNA, 552 nt
Organism: Rhizoctonia solani
Lineage: Eukaryota; Fungi; Basidiomycota; Agaricomycetes; Cantharellales; Ceratobasidiaceae
Exons: 3
Coding region: 1-552 (183 amino acids)
Source: RefSeq, a predicted model, not a curated record
AUGUCUACUCAGAACAUCAUCAAUAUGUCCUUUACUCAAGGCUUCUACUGCUUCCCCAUCUUCACUACUUAUUGCAAUGAUGUGCCUCUCUCCCCUGAGACAGAGAACCAUCCUGACCCUCUGGAGCAGCGUAUCCAUGCCAUGCCAGAUGUUGAGGUAUUCCUCAUGGCUGACAACCACCCUCCUCAGUGGUUCCUAGGUGUUGACCUUGCUCAUGCUCUCCAUGGGGCAUGCUACCAUGCUCUCCAAGUCUUUGGGGAUGCAGUUCAACCCUCAGGAUGGAAUCACCAUGAUCCCUGGGGCAACUAUGAUUAUGCCUCCAAGCUUGAGGAGAUUAACUUCCCCUACAUCUCUUGUCCUAUAUGCUUUACUUGUGACCUCUACCAUUUUCCCUUUGACACAUUCCAGGAAUUGCAGCACCAAGUUCAUCACAAUAAUUUCCACAUCAUCUGCCUCAAUGCACUGUCAAUCAUUAUGAAUGCUAACAAGCAGAACCACUAUAGCAACUUAGCCCAUGUUGGGUAUUUUUGUGGUUCCCCUGCUUCGCUCUGA